This is a messenger RNA of Aspergillus mulundensis, 1086 nucleotides long. Its product is annotated as regulator of G-protein signaling domain-containing protein. Lineage: Eukaryota; Fungi; Ascomycota; Eurotiomycetes; Eurotiales; Aspergillaceae. The transcript has a single exon. Bases 1 to 1086 code for a protein of 361 amino acids. The record is from RefSeq and is a predicted model, not a curated record.
AUGCUGAAGAAGUCUAUACACCCCCCUCUACUCUUCUGGCACAGCACCCCUACUUCCACACCGGAACUCUCUCCGACCUCGUCCUCAUCGGAUAGCGAGUCGGACGAGGACAUGGACCCUGCUGGUUCACGCCCGCUAAGUCUGGCUAUUCCUCAGGGCACUUUCUGUCCCAUGCGACCGACUCUCGAUGAGGUGCUCGCGAAUACAGCACCUGCUCCUUAUACCCUCGGUGCCUUCAUGGCCUACCUUUCACAGAAUCACUGCCUCGAGACGUUGGAGUUCACAUUGGAUGCAAAGCGGUACCGGGAAACAUAUGAAGAACUUAGUCGCCAAUUAGGAGAGUUUCCGAUUGAGGCUGAUUGCUCAGAGAGCCGACAUCUGCGUAUGCUCUGGCAACGACUCUUGUCUGCAUAUAUUCUCCCCGGGUCCCCGCGUGAAAUCAAUGUCUCGAGUGAGGUCCGUGAUGAUAUCCUUCAACAUGCCAACGCGUCUAUUCCUCCACCCCCCUCGAUGCUCGACGCGGCGGUUAAACUGGUUCAUGAUUUGAUGGAGGAAUCGAUCUUCAUGCCGUUCCUGAACGCCCACUCAUCCUCCGCCCACGUUUUCCCACUCUCGGAACCUCUGUUUUCCCACGAUGACAGCGGUGUCACGAUCGUAUCCAACCCGAGUCUCGACGAGCACGCGGUCAAACGAGUUCGAUCGAAAGGUGGACGCCUUUCGCCCCGGCAGUCGAGGGAAUUAGGAUCCCCGAUCUCUACAAGCCCGCCUUCCAGCCUCUCCCGCUCGAGCUUCUCCCUCAACGCUGUCUCUUCUCUCGGUAAAUCCUCUCACCGAUCGUCCACCCAGCCGUCCAGUACAAGUGGUGAAUCCGCGCCAGCCGGUUUGUCCGACGACUCCGGCAGUUUGCAGUCGAGUACUGGGGAGCCAAUGACCCCCCCGACGACACCUCCUUCUAGCGAGCCGAGCAUGCAGGCUAGCAGUCCUAAGAACCGUGUCGACAACCCUUGGAAGAAAAUGGGUAUGAAGCUCGGCUUCAAAAAACGGGGCGGCGGCAGUCAAAGCAUGCGAUUUCCCCACGAUGAAUGA